CCCCAAUCUAUUUUAUUGAUUUCAGACAAAACCCAUCUCUAGAAGUCCCUAUCCAAGCAAAGCAGCCAGUGAUCUGAGAGAAUCUUCCAUGGCUUGAACCGAUCAUUUCAUCCAAAUACCCAAAUGGGUUCACCCAUAAGAGCUCUCUGCCUUCCAUGGCUUCAUCUGCUUCUGAUCACAUUCAUUGGGAUUUUUGUGUCAGUCACCAGUGCUGCAGACUACACAAAUUUGGUUUUCAAAGGCUGUGCAGAGCAAAAAUUCCAAGACCCGUCUGGGAUCUACUCUCAAAAUCUCAAUAAUCUCUUGGAAUCUUUGGUUUCACAAUCCUCACAGAAAAGUUUCUCCACAACAACUUCUGGGGAUGGCCAAAAUGCUAUAAUUGGGUUAUAUCAAUGCAGAGGGGAUCUCACAACAGCACAGUGCUACACUUGUGUCAGCAAAAUCCCAGACAUGGUUAAAAAACUCUGUGGCCCAGUCAUAGCAGCUAGGGUUCAACUCAAUGGUUGUUCUCUCAGGUAUGAGAUUACAGGUUUUAAACAGGUCUCUGAUACUGAGUUGCUGUUCAAGGUUUGUGGGUCAAGUCAGGCUACUGGGUCUGGGUUUGAGGGGAUGAGGACUGCUGCUUUGGAUUCUAUGGUGAGUGGUUUGAAAAAUGGUUUUUACACUGGGAAUUAUCAGACUGUGUUUGUUUUGGGGCAAUGUGAAGGUGAUUUAUCAAGUGAUGGUUGUGGAAAUUGUGUGAAGAGUGCUGUAGAGAGUGUAAAAAAUCAGUGUGGUGAUACAGUUUCUGGCCAAGUUUAUCUCCUCAAGUGCUAUAUUAGCUAUAGCUACUACCCAAAUGGAGUUCCCACCAUGAAUUCACCAUCUGGUAAAGAGGUAGUGGGGACAAAGCAGCACACAGCAAGAACAGUAGCCAUUGUUGUUGGAGGAAUUGCAGCUUUUGGGUUUCUAAUUGUGUGUUUGAUGUUCAUCAGCUCUCUCUUCAAGAAGCAUAGGAGGACUAAGCAUGAUAGUUGGAAUUGACUGCUUCACCUUUUACACUUCUUCUAAUCUUUGUAAUGAAAAAUGGAAGGAAACAGAAGAGAAAAAAAAAUCAGAAAACUUGUAAAAGUUAUUAAAAAUGGAAAUUUGUUAGUAUGAUUUUGUGCAGAUUCAUAGUGAUAGUGAGUUUUGAAGAUUCCAAUGUUAAUGGUGGGUCUAUUUUUAAAAUGAUUUAGCAGAAUUUAUGUCAGUUUUCUUUUUCUUUUA
This is a messenger RNA of Manihot esculenta (cassava), 1248 nucleotides long. RefSeq names its product plasmodesmata-located protein 1. The coding region runs from base 124 to 1023 and encodes 299 amino acids. Gene Ontology annotation, biological process: plasmodesmata-mediated intercellular transport; transport of virus in multicellular host. The transcript is spliced from 2 exons. Gene Ontology annotation, cellular component: plasmodesma. Lineage: Eukaryota; Viridiplantae; Streptophyta; Magnoliopsida; Malpighiales; Euphorbiaceae. The record is from RefSeq and is a predicted model, not a curated record.